Molecule: messenger RNA, 1719 nt
Organism: Penicillium arizonense
Lineage: Eukaryota; Fungi; Ascomycota; Eurotiomycetes; Eurotiales; Aspergillaceae
Exons: 1
Coding region: 1-1719 (572 amino acids)
Biological process (GO): transmembrane transport
Molecular function (GO): transmembrane transporter activity
Source: RefSeq, a predicted model, not a curated record
AUGACCUCCCUCGAUGGUAAACCGGAGCCACCAGUUCAUAUCGAAGAGGCUACCGUCAUGGACCUCACUCAGGACAAUUGGGACUUCGAAUGGAGUGUUGAUAUUUGGUUAAAUCUGGGCGCCCUGUAUCUGACCUAUUUCUCAUGUGUGUGGGCACAAGCAGUCCCAGGAAGCAGCCUCGGCUUCAUCCAAAAAUCUUUCCCGUUGGAGACUGCUAUAUCUCCUUGGGUAGCUGCUGUGGGAAGCUUGUGCCUAUGCGUAAUUAGUAGUUUUAUCGGCGAGCUUUCCGAUACCUUUGGACGCCGAUACUUUCUCUUCUUCGCCACAAUCUGUGGGAUCGUCGGAAUGCUAGUAUCCUCUAGAGCAGUGUCCGUUGGGACUAUCGUCGGCGGUCAGACAAUCACGAGUGUCGGCUUUUCGGUGGGAUACCUUACAACACCACUCAUCGCUGAGAUUGUUCCAAAGCGUUCACGAGCUUUAGUUAUAUCUGUCACUACAUUCCUCACUGGCACUGUCUCCAUUGGCGGUGGUAUUGGGAUGGCGGCCUUCAUGGAGCAUGAUGUCGGGGGCUACAACCAAGGCUGGCGAAUGGGAUAUUACUUCGGUGCUGUGUUCUUCGCCCUCGCAUCUGCCCUUCUUUUCUCUUACCACCCCGGAAAACGUCCAAAUCCUGAAGGUCUUUCUGUUCAGGCUAGACUUCGGGGGUUCGAUUGGGUUGGCAUCAUUCUUUCCACCGCAAGCUUUUCCAUGAUCUUAGUUGCCCUCCAGGUUGGAGGGAGCACAUAUCCAUGGAAAUCCGCUACAGUCAUCUCCCUCCUUGUGAUCGGAGCGUUGUCUCUGAUUGCGUUGUGCAUUUGGGAAGCCAAGGGACCGUCAAACAAGCUGAUCCCGCGCGAAAUCUUUCAACACCGAAAUUACGCAAUUGGCUUGGCUAUAAACUUUAUCGAGGGUGUCGCAGCCUUUGGCAGCCUCAGCUUUCAGAGCCCUAUUGUCCUUAAUCUAUUGCAGCCCGACUACUUCAAGUCCGGCUUGUACAACAUUCCCUCCGCUGGUGGCACGAUUGCUGGUGCCGCUAUCACGGCCAUUUUGAUAUACAAGACUAGAGAAGUAAAAUGGAUAGGCAUAACGGCCUGUGCUCUUCUCACUAUUAGUGUUGGAGCAAUGGCUCUGCUCAAUCCCCAUAUCAAUCUUGCCGCUUGGUUCAUUCCCACCACAGUUACCGGUAUGUGUAUUGGCUGUUUCGCUGUCUUGAACCCCGUCAUUGCAACCAUAUCCACUCCCAAUGAGCUCGUCGCCACAUCAGUCACAAUAGGGACAUCAGUGCGUGGCCUCGGUGGCGCUAUCGGCAUCGUGAUGAUCUCGACCAUCUUCCAAAACAAAAUCACCAAUUUUCUUCCAAAAAAGAUCAGUGAGGUUAUCGUGAAGGAAGGAAUCUCUAUAUCUCAUCUGCCUCAGAUAAUAUCUUCCUUAUCCAUCGGGGACACUGCAGCUCUGGCGCAGGUACCUGGCAUAUCUGUACGGGUAGUAACUGCCCUUCUUGCCGCAAACCAGCAGGCAUAUGCCGACUCAUAUCGGUAUAUGUGGUAUUCCUUGAUUCCGUUUUGCGUAUUGACGCUUUUAUCUGCUUGUUUAUUGAAGUCUACUAAAGAUCAACUCACAGUUGAAGUUGUCUCGGCUGUCCAGCAGCGUCCCAAGUCAGGGGAUCAGCUGGAAAAGUGA